Molecule: messenger RNA, 896 nt
Organism: Cadophora gregata
Lineage: Eukaryota; Fungi; Ascomycota; Leotiomycetes; Helotiales; Ploettnerulaceae
Exons: 2
Coding region: 304-663 (119 amino acids)
Biological process (GO): translation
Cellular component (GO): ribosome
Molecular function (GO): structural constituent of ribosome
Source: RefSeq, a predicted model, not a curated record
CACGACGACAGCGACCUCUCACGACAACCUCUCGAUCGACAUCUGUCUCACCACGUAGACAGACGCAUCGGAUACCACAUAAAUCGCCAAGAUGGCAGACCGUGAGCAACCAGUCACACUGCGCACGCGCAAGUUCAUCAGAAACCCUCUCCUUGGCCGCAAGCAAAUGGUCGUGUAAGUUUCCUGCUCCGAACCCAUCAAUUGCGAGUCUUGCGCUCUUCUCGAUAUCGACAUCUGCGAAGGGUUGGAGGAUUUUGGGUCGUGGGGAGAUUCGGGAGACGGCUUUUCACAUUUGUGUUGAAGAUGGAUUCUGACUUGGCUUUUUUUUUCUACAGUGACAUUCUCCACCCAAACCGUGCCAACAUCUCCAAGGAUGAACUCCGUGGCAAGCUCGCAGAGAUGUACAAGGCCAACAAGGACCAAGUCAACGUCUUCGGUCUUCAGACUCAGUUCGGUGGUGGCAAGACAACCGGUUUCGCCCUCGUGUACGAUUCGCCCGAGGCCUUGAAGAAGUUCGAGCCACACUACAGAUUGGUUCGUGUUGGAUUUGCGUCGAAGAUUGAGAAGCCCAGCAGACAACAGCGCAAGCAACGCAAGAACAGACAGAAGACUCUCCGCGGUACGGCAAAGGUCAAGGGUGCGUCCAAGAAGAAGGACAAAUAGACGAUUGGUCACUUCUUUUGGGGUGCAUAUGGUGUGCGGCAGGAAGGAAGGCGGCAAAAUGGUGUUGCGGAAAUUGGGCUAUCUGUCUUUCAACGCAUGCUAUUUUCGCAUAUCGGCUUCUUCGUUUUUCGUGCAUGGAUUCCGAUGGCAUUGGGAAUAUGGAAAGUGGCAUAAUCUCACAUGAAACCUGAGGACCGUACAUUACAAAUCAAGGCGUUUGCUUCUCAUGACAA